Molecule: messenger RNA, 707 nt
Organism: Rhizophagus irregularis DAOM 181602=DAOM 197198
Lineage: Eukaryota; Fungi; Glomeromycota; Glomeromycetes; Glomerales; Glomeraceae
Source: RefSeq, a predicted model, not a curated record
UUAAACACAUCUUAAAUCAGUUACAAAAAAAAAAUGAAUUUUUAUGAUAAAUUCUUGAGAAAUUUCGUUAUACUUGUAGUUUUUGCAACUUUAACGAUUUCCCUUCCAAUCUCUCUAAAUAAAAGGUUAAGCACGGAUAUUCUCAUCGUUACAGCUCCUAGUCCAAUACCCAAAUUCGUUGGAUCUAUACAAACUGUCAGUUGGAUCUGUAUCACUUGUAAACCAACAGAUGAUGUGAAAAUUGAAAUUAUAAAAAAUCUUAGUAAAGUAGUAUUCACGACAACUGGUAAAAAUGCUAAUUCUGGAACUCAAGAUAUUAAACUUGAUCCAAGUUGGGCUGUUCCAGGAGCGUAUAAUGUUAAAGUAUCACUUCAAAGCAAUCCAAAAGUUUUCGGAAUAAGUAUUAAACCAUUCCCUAUUAUCCCUGUUGUUUCAACUAAUAUAAAUAUCCCAGCUAAUUUUCCAGUUAAUUUUCCGAAAUCUUUUUAAAUUGUAUAAAUUUUAAUUUUUAAUGCUUAAAAAAGGGACUAUGUAAAUAGAGGUUAGUAAAAUAAGGAAUGAUAUUGGCAAAACGGUGAUGGAAUAAUUUCGGGAAUCAAUUCCUAUUUUUUUUUUUCCAGAAUUCUAUUAUUGUUUAUUAUUUGUAAAUAAUUAAACAUUUCUUAUUCAAUGUCCUGAAUUAAUAAGUGGGAUUUGAGUUUAAGUUU